AAAAGACACUGUACAGUCCCCGAGACAGACAGUGAGGGAGCGUGAGAGAACAUUUAUAUUUUUAUUUUCUGAGCAGGAGUUUGUGAGUCUGGACUGAGAAUGAAGAUCCUCCUCAUCUUCACCUUCUGCCUGAUGAUCGCUGAUGAUACUGAUGCUGUAACUACAAUAACUGGAUACAGAGGAAGAUCAGUUCAGAUUCAAUGCCCCUAUCAACCUGGAUAUGAAAAGUACAAAAAGUAUCUCUGCGGAGGUAAAUGUCCCAUUUUGGGGGAUAAAGACAUUCCUGUUGAGUCUGGAUCUCCUGCUAAAGACCCCAGAUUCUCUCUGUAUGACGACACAACAGCCAAAAUCUUCACCGUCACCAUCACUGAUCUGAGACCAGAGGAUGAAGGCACUUACUGGUGUGCAAUAGAGCGGACAGUGGCUGAUAUUUACACAGAGAUUCGACUGCUGGUUAAAACAGCUGAUCCUGCCAUCAGCACUGUCUCCCAGUCCACACACUCCACUUCAACACAUGCCAUGAGUCCAUCAGUCCAUGCUGAGAUCCCACAUUCAACAGCUAAUCCAUUAAAUAACAGUAACUCUCCAGUGAGCGCUCCCUCAGAUCAGGAUUUACCAGUUUCUACCGUCAUCAUUGCUGUGUCUGUGGUUCUUGUGCUUCUCAUUGCCCUUCUAUUCACUGUCAUCCUACAGAAGAAAAAGAAGAUCCAAAGCUCUGAAACAGUGAGACAAUCUCCCAGAGAGACAAACGGAGAUUAUGAAAAUGACCAAAAUGUACUUCCUCUCCAAGCAAGAGAAAGCGCCAAACCUGAAUCUGUCUAUCAGAGUCUCGAUCCAACUACCAGGCAAUCCGACUCAGUCUACCAGGGUCUGACCUUCACUCGUAAGCAAUCAGACUCAGUCUACCAGGAUCUGACCUUCACUCAUAACCAAUAAGAUUCAGUCUGCAAGAGUGCAGUGUGGGAAAUAAGGCCAGAGUGGUGGACAUUGACCGGUAAUUUUUGCAUUUGCCUGUCUGUAUUUCAAAAGCAUCAAACUGGAUGGCCCAUGAAAAAUUGUAAAGAUAUGGAUCUAAUCUACUUCUAAUUUUCUUCCAAAUGAUACACGUGGCGAAUAAAUGAUGCUGUAACACAGCCUGUGAAACGGGCGCUCCCGCACGCCCAAAUUUAAAAAUUCAUAACUUGGCCACCAAUGGCCCUAGCCCUGCCAAAAUUUACAGGCACAUCCCUCUCCUUGAGCCCUUUCAAACCAGCCAGGCAUGGCCCACUCUAACCAUGGCUCGGCCCACUAUUCACCACGGAGCCCCGGAAAAAAUUUAACACAAGCCCUGGCUCAAGCCAGCCUUUAAAAAUUCAUAACCUGGCCACUGAUGGUCCUAGUCACAUCAAACUUUACAGGCACCUCCCACGGGCAGAGUUUGUGGGGGGGCAGGGGGGGCACUGCUCCCUCUGGUGGCUGAAAUAUGUAACGACAUUAAGUCUCAUACAAAAGUAUGCACAGCCUCUGAAAAUUAACCAAUCCUCGUAAUUGGUUUACGGGAAGAUUUUGUUUGGUUAUCCUCGUAAUUGGUUUACGGGAAGAUUUUUGUUUGGUUAUGUGGUUUAGCAUUCUAUACAAACUCUAGACAAUUUGGCCGGAGUUUCUCUAAGCUCCGGUGAGGUGGGAUGAGGGCUGAUAGGGCAUGCCCGCCCUCUGAGCACCAAUACACAUCAAGAAGAGCAAGGAUUAACUCAAGCAUAUAUCUCUUAAGAUUGUUAAAGAAGGCUAGAAUUCUUCUGUGACCUUGUGUCUCACUGUGUAUUGUACUGUUAUGAUAACACAUUGCUCGAGACAUAAUAUUGAUAUCUUUUUGAACAUUCUAUCAGGACGUGACCUGCUCAAGGUCUGACUACAGGCUCAGUUUUGAGUUAUUCUCAUGCAGGCAUUUGCAAUGAUUAAUAUCCCUUGAGAUCACACCUCAGCCCAGUAGAUGACGGUAAUACACAUCAAUUGUUAACCGCCAAUAAAUCGAAAGAAGAAGAAGAAAAUUAACCAUCGCCUUGUUGGGGCAGAGAUGUAGCCUGGGCCCGCCCAUCCUAAGCGUGACGCAACACGAGGGCCUGUUGCGAGCUUAGUCUGGCAAGGCAAGCUAUCUACAGCUCUUCCAAGCUCCCGAAAAAUCGGGAGCCAAUCAACUUUGAGCAUCUCCAACGGCCCUGGGUAGAGGCGUGUUCAAGGCAGUGACGUAGUAGAACUGCGACCGGAAGCCAUAGAUUGUUUACAGAAUCUAUGCCGGAAGCGCUUCAUUCACUAGAAACAUUACGAACAUGGAGCAGCGGCAAGCCUUUGACACAGCGGUAGAUGCUGUAUUGAAAGCAUUCAACGGGAAGUUCUCAUUGAAAACGGAGCAAAGAGCAGCCCUGGAGGUAUUUAUGUUUUUCCUCACUGUAAAAAAUCCAACUCGGAAAUUAGUUGCCUUAACUCAAAUAACUAAUUAACAAAGAAACUUAUAUGUCAUGGAAGUUGCCGUAACUCACAAAUGUGUUUUGCAUGUCUGUUUUAAGUCAAUGUUGAGAAAAAUUGAGCUUGAAAGUCUGGAAAAAUAAAAUAUGUACGUAAAUUGCAGCAACGUCUUUGCCAAGUUGACGCAACUUUUUUGAAAUAUGACUGAGCAUGCUCAGUAGGAGGCAACGUCCAAGAGGUCAGAAGAGCAAUGAAUCCACUGCAGCGCCAUUGCAAUCCACACCUCUUGUAACUUUGUUGUGAAUGGUGAUGCAGUGCAAAUUCUGUACAUUUUCACACCACAGCACAGAGACUCUUCUGAGACACCACAGAAUUCACCACGGUCAUAUGAGAACAACUGAGCAGCACAACAACCUGCUGGCAAAUAUCGACGGCAACAACAUUCUUUAUGGUGUGAAAGAAAAUGAUUCUGUGUGUGAAACUACCAGAAAACAGAGUGAAGAAGUUGCGAUUACCAGAGCUCCCCGACUCUGUGCAACGUUUAAAAGAAAUUCUCCAGGAAGAACUUCGGCUGAAAGAAAGAUUCCGUUUGCAGUAUGAGGAUCCAGAGUUCGGAAACGAACUAUGUGACUAAGAAGAUAUGUCAGAGCUCCCACCAGAGAAGGCAACGUUAAAAGUCAUUGAUGCUUCAAGCCCUGACCCAGAGGGAUCAGAUGUGUCAUUGUCUUCACUGGAUACUGCAUCACCUCCAAGCUCAUCUGAAUCCCCCAGAACAACUGUAAGAGCUGGUAGGCGGUCCUCUGCAUGGCCUUCUCCUUUUCCAAUACCAAGCUUCUCUUAUGAUGUUGAAUUGCGCCUUCAAAAGGCAAAUGGUAUCUACAACGACAAUGGUACUCUGCUCGACGUCACCAGAGACAUCAAGAGUGAAAUCCUUGAUAAAAUUGCACAAGCCGUGUUUGAGUUGACUGCAUAUCCAGACAGGUCAGAAAUAGAUUCUGUAGCAAUGGCUCUGGUCAACAAAUAUCCCUGUCUCCGUGAACCAGGCAGUGGAAAUGGGUGGAAUGGAUGGAGAAUGAGUAUUGCGUUCAAGAUUGGAAAUUACCGUCAAAAGCUGCGGAAUGCCGGCUGUGAAGAAGUUAAAGUAAAUGAAAGGAGGGGAAGCCGUGAAGAAGGUAGGCCCGGCUUAAAAAAAGCAAGGAGAGCUGAAGUUCAUUUCCUCCCUGACCAGCCCGCUGGACAAACUCAAGACGCUAUGGAAAAAGACAGAGAGGCACUGACAGCAGAGAUGGAAAAAAGGAGUCCGAACAUGACGUUUAUUAAUGACGCUAUGGAUCGUACGUUUCCCUUGAGGAGGAAGGAAAUAGUUGACCAGGAACCCGGUGUUGAUCUGGUGAAGCGCAGAUGGCCAGCACUUUUCAUGGAAUACCAGGUGAAUUGUGAAUUUCACAGAAUCACUAUGGUUGACCUGCAAAGAAAAUUCCUUGGUUUCCUGGAAACUCACACCCCUAAAAUCCUGAAGAUGUAUUGAACCAGAAGAACACACUUCGGUGAGGAGAUGCAGAAACUCCUUGACUCGUUGGAUAAGGAGACAUCUGACAUCUCUGGACACAGAAAAGCUGUAGCCCUCAGAGGACUUCCGCUCUUUGUCAGGGAUUAUGGAGCAGAGAAGAUCCUGAAAACAUGCUUGAACACUGAUCCAGAAGAACAGCACACCAAAGGUGUGAGAAUGGCAGUCCUGACUGUGGUCGAGGACGAUGGCGGGGCUACAGCUUCACCUCACGUGGAGGACUUCGCAAUAGUGCUUGAAGAAUGUGUGGUAAUCCACAAUAUUAAGAAUUUGCCUUCUGCAUUUUCCUUAUUUUUUGGAUUGUUAUAUGUGCUAAAUUUCCAGUACCCCAAGGAAUUGAAGUACACGUGUGAAAUAAUUCAGAAAGUCUUUCUUGGUCUUGGGGAUGACUGCUCUGCCAGAGCUCAAUCAUUCAAAAACAAACUGUUACGGUAGCUACUGGCUGAAUUUGUAAAAUUCAUUGCCUGGUGUGCAAUGGAGGACUUCGCAAUAGUGCUUGAAGAAUGUGUGGUAAUCCACAACAUUAAGAAUUUGCCUUCUGCGUUUUCCUUAUUUUUCGGAUUGUUAUGUGCUCAAUUCCUUGGGGUACUGGAAAUUAAAUUACACGUGUGAAAUAAUUCAAAGUCUUUCUUGGUCUUGGGGAUAACUGCUCUACCAGAGCUCAAUCAUUCAAAGACAAACUGUUACGGUAGCUACUGGCUGAAUUUGUAAAAUUCAUUGCCUGGUGUGUAGUUAAUUGCCUGGUUCACUGUGGAUUGUAUGUUUGAAGUUUUAUGUUUUAUACACUAUAUAUUUUUUCCUGUGCAGCCUGUUGCUGUGAACGUGUUUUUUCAUAUGGCAAUUUGUGAUGCUGAGAUUAAAUGGGACACCUCGGUCAUGUGACAGUGGCUGUUUUUGUAUCAGUAACCAAAGAUGUACCCUUUUAAAGGGACGGUGCACUUUUUUUUUACACUUAAAGCCC
This is a messenger RNA of Neoarius graeffei (lesser salmon catfish), 4970 nucleotides long. RefSeq names its product CMRF35-like molecule 5. The transcript is spliced from 13 exons. Lineage: Eukaryota; Metazoa; Chordata; Actinopteri; Siluriformes; Ariidae. The record is from RefSeq and is a predicted model, not a curated record. The coding region runs from base 100 to 936 and encodes 278 amino acids.